AUGGCUCAUCCAACUCCUCUCAUUGGUGGCACUGGUUACACUGGCCAGGGCGGCCAGGAGUCUGAGGACUAUGAGAGCGAGGAGCAGCUGCAGCAUCGAAUCCUCACAGCAGCGCUGGAGUUUGUGCCUGAACAUGGCUGGACUGCAGAAGCCAUUGCAGAGGGAGCCAAGACGCUGGGUCUCUCUGUUGCUGCUGCAGGGAUGUUUCACAGCGAUGGCAGUGAACUGAUCCUGCACUUCGUGUCUCAGUGCAACACCAAACUGUCUGAGCUGCUGGAGCAGGAGCAAAAACUAGUGCAGCUGGGUGAAGCUGAGAAGAAGCCUACAGAUCAAUUCCUGAGGGAUGCUGUGGAAGCCAGGCUGAGGAUGCUGAUUCCAUAUAUUGACAAAUGGCCCCAGGCCCUGAGCAUCCUGUUGCUCCCACACAACAUCCCAACCAGCCUCAGCCUUCUCACCAGCAUGAUCGAUGACAUCUGGCACCAUGCUGGAGACCAGUCCACAGAUGUAAGUCCUUGUGCUGGGCAGACUGGCUGGCUGGAGCAGUUUAACUGGUACACUCGUCGGGCUGUGCUCACUGGCAUCUACAACACCACGGAGCUGGUGAUGAUGCAGGAUUCAUCCCCUGACUUCGAGGACACUUGGCGCUUCCUGGAAAACCGCGUUGCUGACGCCAUGAACAUGGGCAACACAGCGAGCCAGGUGCAGUCGACUGGAGAAGCGCUGGUCCAGGGCCUGAUGGGAGCUGCUGUUCCCUGGCAGUGUUGA
Messenger RNA from Chaetura pelagica (chimney swift), 765 nucleotides. It is a transcript of the gene COQ9, whose product is annotated as coenzyme Q9. Gene Ontology annotation, molecular function: lipid binding. Bases 1 to 765 code for a protein of 254 amino acids. NCBI's taxonomy places the organism in Eukaryota, Metazoa, Chordata, Aves, Apodiformes, Apodidae. The transcript has 7 exons. Gene Ontology annotation, cellular component: mitochondrial inner membrane. Gene Ontology annotation, biological process: ubiquinone biosynthetic process. The record is from RefSeq and is a predicted model, not a curated record.